Messenger RNA from Solanum stenotomum, 330 nucleotides. RefSeq lists its product as uncharacterized. The transcript has a single exon. NCBI's taxonomy places the organism in Eukaryota, Viridiplantae, Streptophyta, Magnoliopsida, Solanales, Solanaceae. The record is from RefSeq and is a predicted model, not a curated record. Bases 1 to 330 code for a protein of 109 amino acids.
AUGGAUUAUAUGCCGAUGAUUGUGGGCAUACUCGCCGGUUUUCUGAUAAUAAUUUUGACGAUUUUGUGCGCCAUAUGCGUCAUAUGCCUCUACGCACGCAAGCAGAUCAAGGAAAACAGAGUAGGCGAUGUGGAAAUAGGUUGCGGAACCGAUGGAUUUAGAACUGCGUUAUUAAUUUGUUUGUCCGGCACCGGAGGUGCUGCUGUCGCAGGCGGUGCAGUGGCAGAGACAGUGGUUGAUAGCGGUGAUACGGUUAAGGAGGGUUGUUGUUACGGUGGUGGCGCUGAUGGCGGAGGUGGUUGUGGUGGAUGCGGAGGUGGUUGUGGCUAA